AUGAAGGCCCGGGCCAUCGCGCAGAUGGCGUCCACCUGGCCAUCUCGCGACGGGAACCGGUACUUCAUACUGCCGCAGGGCCUCACCUACUUCGACGCCAAAGGCAUCGAGGCGUUGAUCGCGGUGGCGGAGAAUCGGACGAUGGACUCCUGGACGGAGGCCGGGCUCGGGCGGAAGCUGGCGAAUGGGGCGGGUGCAGGCUUCAUCUCGCCAAUUUCGUUGCUGUAG
Messenger RNA from Effrenium voratum, 228 nucleotides. Lineage: Eukaryota; Dinophyceae; Suessiales; Symbiodiniaceae. The record is from the annotation of a GenBank genome assembly.